Messenger RNA from Grosmannia clavigera kw1407, 1731 nucleotides. Its product is annotated as GTP-binding protein. Gene Ontology annotation, molecular function: GTP binding. NCBI's taxonomy places the organism in Eukaryota, Fungi, Ascomycota, Sordariomycetes, Ophiostomatales, Ophiostomataceae. The coding region runs from base 1 to 1731 and encodes 576 amino acids. The record is from RefSeq and is a predicted model, not a curated record. The transcript is spliced from 2 exons. Gene Ontology annotation, cellular component: nucleolus.
AUGGCCGGAACUAUCAACAAGCCAAAAAAGCCCACGUCGAAGCGGCAGCCGGUGCGACUCCGGCACAGAAUCGAAAAGGCGUCGUUGGCAAAGCAGAGGAAGCAGAGAAAGCUGGCAAAGUCGAACCCGGAAUGGCGAUCGAAGCUCAAGAAGGACCCGGGCAUUCCCAACCUGUUUCCGUACAAGGAGAAGCUGCUGCACCAGAUCGAAGAGACGCGGCUGCGGAAACAGGAGGAGGCAAAGCGGCGACGGGAGCUGGCCAAGUCUGGUGUGGUCGGCAGCGAAGCAGCAGUGACGGGGGCCGGUGACGAUGACAUGUCGGAUGGCGAGGGCAGCGUGGACGGCAUGGAGGUGGAGGACGGCGACGUGGACGAGGGCGAUGUGGACGAGUCGAAUCCGAUGGCGGCGCUGCUGGCGAGCGCACGGGCAGCAGCACGGGACUACAACGAGAGGAUCCAGGACGUGGACGACUGGGAUGCGAUGGACGGCGAGGACGACUCGGAGAACGACAGGGAGGGCGGCGUGGGACCGGACGAUCACGUGAUUGACGUACCAGGAGCAGCGACGUCGCGCAAAGCCUACGACAAGGUGUUCAAGCAGGUGGUAGAGCAGGCGGACGUGGUGCUGUACGUGCUGGACGCACGAGAUCCUGAGGGGACGCGGUCGCGCGACGUGGAGCGGGCAGUGCUGGCAGCGGGGACAGAGUCGGGCAAGCGACUGAUCCUGGUGCUGAACAAGGCAGACCUGGUGCCACCGGCUGUGCUGAAGGCAUGGCUGACGCAUCUGCGGGGCUCCUUCCCUACGCUGCCUCUGCGGGCAUCGGGAGCAGCAGCGAACGCGCACACGUUCCACCACCGCGACCUGACGGUGCAGAGCACGAGCGGCGCGCUCUUCCGGGCGCUCAAGGCGUAUGCGACCAGCCGGAACUUGAAGCGGGCGGUGUCGGUGGGCGUGAUCGGCUACCCGAACGUGGGCAAGUCGUCAGUGAUCAACGCGUUGCUGUCGCGACUGAGCGGCAAUCACGGCAACCACAGCGGCCGGGCAGCCUGUCCAGCGGGCGCCGAGGCGGGCGUCACGACGGCGAUCCGGUCGGUCAAGAUCGACAGCAAGCUAACGCUGUUGGAUUCGCCCGGUAUUGUGUUCCCGUCGGCGGCCAACACGGCCGGCAGCAACAGCACGACCGGGCCCAAGACGGCGGCCGACGUGCACGCCAGCCUGAUCUUGCUGAACGCGGUGCCACCGAAGCUGAUUGAGGAUCCGGUGCCGGCCGUGUCGCUGCUGCUGAAGCGGCUCUCGGCGUCGGCGGACCGGCUGAAGAACCUGGCCGACGUGUACGACCUGCCGGCACUGAUGCCUGGCGGCCCCGACGGCAGCGACAUCACGACCGACUUUCUGGUGCAGGUGGCGCGCAAGCGUGGCCGUCUGGGCCGUGGUGGCGUGCCCAACAUCCAUGCGGCUGCCAUGACGGUCAUCACCGACUGGCGCGACGGCCGCAUCCAGGGCUGGGUCGAUGCUCCGAGACCGGGCCUGGCCCAGACGGUUACAACGGCCGAGACUGGCCGAAUUGCUGCCAAGACGGCCAAGACGGCUGCUGCUGCUGCUUCUGCCGCAGCUGAGACGCCAGUCAUGGCGGACCAGAAGCAGAUUGUGACCGAGUGGGCCAAGGAGUUCAAGCUGGACGGCCUGUGGGGCGACGAGGAGACCGGAGAGGCCGAUGCGAUGGCCGAGUAA